Chrysochloris asiatica (Cape golden mole) is the source of this 2382-nucleotide messenger RNA. It is a transcript of the gene SOWAHB, whose product is annotated as sosondowah ankyrin repeat domain family member B. The coding region runs from base 1 to 2382 and encodes 793 amino acids. The record is from RefSeq and is a predicted model, not a curated record. Gene Ontology annotation, molecular function: protein binding. The transcript has a single exon. Lineage: Eukaryota; Metazoa; Chordata; Mammalia; Afrosoricida; Chrysochloridae.
AUGGCCCAGGAGCUAAGCCAGGAGGCACUACUGGACUUUUUGUGCCAGGCCGGGGGCCGAGUGACAAAUCCUGCUUUGGUGACCCACUUCAAGAGCUUCCUCCGAGACCCCGACGCGUCCCCCGGCGAGCACAAGCGUCGCCGCGAGCUCUUCAAGGGCUUCGUCAACUCAGUCGCCGCAGUGCGCCAGGACCCCGACGGCACCAAGUAUGUGGUGCUCAAGAGAAGGUACAGGGACCUUUUAGGGGAGGAACGGCUGCUGCGACCCCGCGACCCGUCCGUGGCCGCCGUCCCUGCAGGAGGAGCUGCACCUUGCUCCCCGCGAGGCGCGCGCCGGCAGCAAUCGCAGCCGCAGCCUAGGCGGCGACGCGACCAGGAGCGAGAGGAGGAGCCUGCAGGUGCCGCAGCUCGAGUCACCGAUGCAGGUUGCAAUGGACACCCGGCCAAGGACGCCCGGGAGGCGGUUCCGGGAGGCGGCGGGCAGAGGGUCAGUUCCCACCAGAUAGCGCCGGCACUAGCGCCUGCGGUGUCGGCUCGGGCGGGAGUGCGGUGUGCGGCGGUGGAGACUCAGGGCCAGUGUUGCUGGGAAUGCCUACAGAACAGCGUAGAGGGGCUCCCGGGCGAGUCGCAUCUGGACGCGCUUCCAAAUUCCGCCACCGCCAAGGAGAAAUCGGCGCUGGGUCUGCCUGCCCAGGAUGACCGCGGGGCUCCGAAGGAGCGGCUGGAAGGCGUGCCUGCUGAGCCGGAGCAGAAGCGGACGCAGGAGCCUGCGGUCACCCCUACGCCUCCCGCGACCGUCGGGCCUGCGUUGAGCAGAGUUUCCUUGCCCGCUCUCCAGCCUCACCGUCCUCCCGCUGGAGACCGACUAGAGCUUUUGGCCCCUUGCACCCAACAGUAUUCGACCCAGCAGCAGCAACAGCUGCGAACUCUAGAGUGGGUGGCCAGACACCCCCAGGUGCCGGAGGCCCAGGAUCAGAGCCCGAUCCGGGCUUGGUCGGUACUACCAGAUAACUUCUUGCAACUGUCCACAGAGACAAAUUCAGCGCCGCCAACAGGCCCCCCUCUCUCCUCUCACGCUCUCUUUCCUGUUGUACCUGAUGAGUCCUCAGAACCUGGAUCUGGUAGCCCUCCACUGACAGUGUUUCGUAGCAUCCGUUGUCAGUUGUCCCUCCAAGAUCUGUAUGAUUUUGUGGAUCAGGAGAGCCACGGCAGUGAGGAGAGCAGCAGUGCACCCAAAGAGUCCCCUGGGGGUUCUGAAGACGGUCUGCAGAUUGCCGUGGGCACCCCAGAUUGCGGAAAGCGCAGGAGUCCAGCUGGAGGCAUUUCUGUAUCUCCAGAAGAGCGAAGCCCCAGCAAGAGCCCUCAGGACCUCAGGAACAGAGGAGUGGGCCAUACUACUGAGCAAGCCCCAGUAGAGGCUAAUGGCCUGGCAGGCCAUCCCCAGGAACCUCUACCCUGGCCAGCUUCCAAGUUAAGGCGAUCACUCAGGAGGAGCUCUCGGGCACGGCGGGCCAAAUUAUCCUCCUCUGAUGAGGAGGUACUUGAUGAAGACUUGCUAAAAAGGAGUCGGCGUCCACCUCGGCCCAGCUCCAGGAAAUCCUCCAAGGCUGGGGCAAUGCCCAGUCCCAGGGUGGAUGCUGCAUUGAUUCCAAAACUUUCCAAUGGUAAGGCUGUUGUUACUGAGGGGGGUUGGGCACUCAGCUCGUGGGUGCUCUAUAGGGAGGGGCCUUCAGCCUUGGACAUGCACAGACAUGAACACAAAUCAUCCCUGGUACCCCUAGAAGCCAGGGAGCACGAAUGGAUUGUGAAACUCGCCAGUGGAUCCUGGCUUCAGGUGCUGACCUUGUUCUGGGAGGACCCUCAGCUGGCUCUGCACAAAGACUUCUUGACUGGGUACACUGCCUUACACUGGAUGGCCAAGCAUGGCAACCUCAGGGCCCUUGAGGACUUGGUCUCAGGAGCACAGAAGGCAGGGAUUGUUCUUGAUGUAAAUGUGAAAUCUGGUUGUGGAUACACCCCGCUGCACCUUGCAGCCAUUCAUGGUCACCAGGGGGUCAUCAAAUGGCUAGUACAAAGGUUAUCUUCUCGGGUGAAUAUCCGGGACAGCAGUGGCAAGAAACCAUGGCAGUAUCUGACCAGUAAUACCUCUGGGGAAAUAUGGCAGCUACUAGGAGCCCCUCGGGGCAAGCCUAUUUUCCCAGUCUCCCCCAUAGUCCGAAGUUCUUCCCCCACCAGGAAGGCCAAGAUCCGGGAAAUAUCCCGAAGUGUCACCCGUAAGACUUCCUUUGCUGCGUUACUCAGAAGUCAUCAAAACAAACGGAAAUUUGCCAACCAAUAUGAAAAAUUCCCCACUUCAAGGGAAAGAGAAGAGUAUAGUGACUGA